Messenger RNA from Caenorhabditis bovis, 525 nucleotides. Lineage: Eukaryota; Metazoa; Nematoda; Chromadorea; Rhabditida; Rhabditidae. The record is from the annotation of a GenBank genome assembly.
AUGUCCGAAUCAACCCAUAAGUUUGUCCGCGAAGAAGUCGAAGAGCGCCAUCACAGAUCGACGAUGGAUAGACGUCUUGGACUCAGACCACCACACUUUUCGCCUUUCUUCAAUCACAGCAGCAGAUUCUUCGAUGAUUUCGAAUUCGACCGAUUUGGACUCCGACCAUAUUGGGCUGAGCAAACUCUCCAAAAUAGUCAUCGCAUUGGUGAUGGAGUUGACCUUGUCAAUAAUGAUAAGGAGUACAAUGUGACUGUCGACGUCUCGCAAUUUGCUCCAGAAGAGCUCAAAGUGAACAUUGUCGAUAAUCAGCUGAUCAUCGAGGGAAAGCAUUCGGAGAAGGAGGACAAAUAUGGAACUGUUGAGCGUUUCUUUGUCCGCAAGUACACGUUGCCGGCUGGAGUUCGUCCGGAGAACAUCAAAAGCGAGUUGAGCAAGGAGGGACUUCUGACUGUCAAGUACGAGAAGCAGCCGGAAGAGAAGCCAAAAUCUAUUCCAAUUACUAUUGUUCCAAAACCAAACUGA